AUGUCCAUUGUUACAAGGGGCCUGUACACUCUGGUAUCGUUUGAGUCAUUUGUCGAAGAUGAUGGAGCAUCCGUAUCAUUCACUGACUACCUCUGUGAUAAGAAUGAACUCUUUGGGCUAAUUGACUGGCGCAAGAAGACCGCAGCUGUACGACCCCGCUGGAUGCGAGCCAGUGCCAUUGCUGCGGCGUUCUUGGUUACAUUAUCGCUAGCUUUUUUGCUCGGCACAGUUGUGUACAACAACGAGAGCUGCCAGUCUGUUCUCAAGGUGGAGUAUUGCCAUGUUUGCUCUUGUGAGACGUACUGCGACGGGGCGAGAAUUGGAUGCACCGAUGGUUGUCAGUGUCGAGAACGCAAUGGUUGUUCUAGCUAUUCGUGCUCUGGUGCGAGUAGUGAAAUAUCAACGAAUUCUGCUACAGAGACUUCUACCUACGCGUGUCAAUCAGCUGAUGUGAAAACGUCGAGCAAAGCCUACUAUGUGACAAUGUUCCUCACUAUGGUAAUGUCCAAGGCAAACUCAAUUGAAAUUUGCUCUGUUGACGUUGGCUCAAGUCGACAAAAACUGCUUCAUCUUGUGACAGUGUUGAUUGGGAUAGCGCUGGUGGGGUUCGGAAUUAUCUAUUCUAAUUACUUAAGCAAGGAAGACGCGGGGGAUCCUGAGGCUAGUUCCCGUCGGCAACGAGCUAUCAGUCAGACGCUGUUCACAGGUUGGUGGUAUGAUCAAGUAGCUAACCUUGCAAUGACUCUUGCACAGUUUGUGGUUUUCGGAAUCUGCUAUAAUACGCUUUACUCUCCUAAGGUCGAAGAAGUGAAGUAUGCAGGAGCAGCGGCAGUCCAUCCUCAUAAAUUGGAUGCCAAUAUCAUGAAGACUGAUGACGUUAAAGGAGACAAGGGUGAGCCUGUGGUUGUCGAAGAAGUCAAGUUACAACCGCCAACGCAGCAACAUCAGUAG
Phytophthora nicotianae INRA-310 is the source of this 951-nucleotide messenger RNA. RefSeq lists its product as hypothetical. The transcript has a single exon. The coding region runs from base 1 to 951 and encodes 316 amino acids. Lineage: Eukaryota; Oomycota; Peronosporomycetes; Peronosporales; Peronosporaceae. The record is from RefSeq and is a predicted model, not a curated record.